This is a messenger RNA of Talaromyces proteolyticus, 1214 nucleotides long. Its product is annotated as DUF28 domain protein. Gene Ontology annotation, cellular component: mitochondrion. The coding region runs from base 215 to 1045 and encodes 276 amino acids. The record is from RefSeq and is a predicted model, not a curated record. Lineage: Eukaryota; Fungi; Ascomycota; Eurotiomycetes; Eurotiales; Trichocomaceae. The transcript has 2 exons.
GGCUUACUCCAUCAAUAUAAGAAAAAUAUUUGGGUAUCGAAGGAAAGUUGCACUAUGGUAAACACGACCGUGAGCUGUCCGGAGUUGUGGUGGGUUGUAUACAAUGUGCUGCGGAGCGGAUAAUUAUCGGCCCGACGCAUUUCAAGGCAAGCACGAUCUGAGCCAGUGAUUCCUCCAUGAUCAACCAAGAAAUUGACCGAGCCGCUGCUCACAUAUGGCGAGCUCAUUGGGCAGGAGAGUGGCGUCCUGGCCUCGAUUGUCGUCUCAAUGGAUCUGCGACAGCUGCUACAUGUUCAGUACGUCAGCAGUAGUUGCGUCGGGGCACAGUCGCUGGUCGACGAUCAAACACGACAAAGCAAAGAAUGACAAGGCAAAGAGUAAAGAGAGAGGGUUACUCACGCAAGAAAUAAUUACUGCAUCACAAUUAUGGGGACCUAAUCCGAAGGACAAUCCCCGUCUACAGCUAGUAAUUGCAAAAGCAAAGCAAUCGCAGAUGCCUAAGGCCAUCAUCGAAUCAGCAAUUGCACGCGGCCAAGGAGUCAGCGCCUCAGGGCAAGCUCUAGAGGCCGUCACGAUCGAAGCAAUGCUACCUGGAACAGUUGCCGCGGUAGUCGAAUGUAUGGCUGAGAACAAGGCUCGAAUUCUUCAGGAUGUCCGGUCGAUAAUUAAAGAUCAUGGUGGAACAGUAACGCCGACAGUCUAUUUAUUCGAUAAAAAGGGAAGAGUUAUUUUUGAGAAAAAAGAUGGCAUGAAUCCAGACGAUUACCUAGACCAGGCCAUUGAGGCCGGUGCAACAGACAUCGAUACGGAUACGGAGGGAAGACUAGUCGUAUAUACAGAGCCUUCGGACACCAAGUCUGUUGGGGAGUUGCUGUCAAAAUCUACGGGACUCUCAAUUUCACAGUCACAGAUUAUCUGGGAUCCGAAUAAAGACACGAUGAUCAAGGUUGAGAAUGAAGACCACCUGAACGAGCUCGAAGAAACUGUAAGUGCCCUUAGAGAUGAGCCCAGUGUCCAGGACAUCUAUCUCAAUACGACCCUCUAAAUCGACGAGCACCUAUACAAUGAGGAUCCCUCAAAUAAGUGUGUUUUGGCUGUUUGAGCUUUUACCCCAAGGUCAUUCUUUCUACGACCAACAUGUAGUAUACGGAACUUGUGAAAAUAUAAUAAAUGUAUAAUUAGCAAAUAGAGACUUAAUUCUAUAAACACAGAUC